Messenger RNA from Folsomia candida, 615 nucleotides. Its product is annotated as probable low affinity copper uptake protein 2. The record is from RefSeq and is a predicted model, not a curated record. Gene Ontology annotation, biological process: copper ion transmembrane transport; intracellular copper ion homeostasis. Gene Ontology annotation, molecular function: copper ion transmembrane transporter activity. NCBI's taxonomy places the organism in Eukaryota, Metazoa, Arthropoda, Collembola, Entomobryomorpha, Isotomidae. The transcript is spliced from 2 exons. Gene Ontology annotation, cellular component: plasma membrane. The coding region runs from base 1 to 615 and encodes 204 amino acids.
AUGGUGUUUUACUGGAACGGAAUUACUUUUGACGACUUUUUGAUUCAAGGUCUUGAAAUCACAACUUUUCAAGGUUUCACUAUCGUCAUCUUGGUAAUAGUCGCACUAUCCAUAUUAUACGAGGGUAUUCGGACAUUUAGAGAUCUACUGAUGGACAAUUUUAUUAAACUGAAAAACCAUUCAACGCUGCAAACUGGUGCUAAAACUUUGCAAGUGAAAUAUGCCAGUGGCAAUGAUAGUGUAACAACAAAGUUGAGGGUUACCGACUUGGAAUCAAGAAAACAAAGUAAUGAGCUAACGCAGGAAACCCAGCAAGUUGUUCCACAAGCCAUGGAACUGUCAACACCCGGCUCUUCAAGCAAGUCUCCUGAAGUUGAUGGAAUCAUAAUUUCUAAAACCCAGUGGUCAAAUUGUUUACCUCUCAUGGCUGCGACGUUAUUGCAUAUGAUUGAUCUAUGCCUUGGCUACACGCUAAUGUUAGCCGUGAUGACAUUCAACGGUUGGAUUUUAGUGGCUGUGGCUAUCGGAUCUGGAGUUGGAUAUUUAAUUUUUUCACACCUAAAGCAGGCACUGCGAGAAGGGAAUUAUAUCAGGAGUUUGGCUACCAAUAAAUAG